This is a messenger RNA of Cornus florida, 977 nucleotides long. RefSeq names its product peptidyl-prolyl cis-trans isomerase CYP18-1. Gene Ontology annotation, molecular function: peptidyl-prolyl cis-trans isomerase activity. NCBI's taxonomy places the organism in Eukaryota, Viridiplantae, Streptophyta, Magnoliopsida, Cornales, Cornaceae. The coding region runs from base 217 to 699 and encodes 160 amino acids. The transcript has 5 exons. Gene Ontology annotation, biological process: protein folding; protein peptidyl-prolyl isomerization. The record is from RefSeq and is a predicted model, not a curated record. Gene Ontology annotation, cellular component: catalytic step 2 spliceosome.
CAACAAAAGGUUUUCACGCAAUGGUGAAUGAAAAUUACGUACCCUGACCUUAUUCGAACCGACAGUGGUAACGCCUCUAUGCAGAGGUUUGGCUUCGAGAAACAUCUGGAAAUCCAAAGGCAGUGACGACAGAGCGCGAGAAUUGCUUAUUUGGUAACAGCGAAAUCGCAUUAUUCACGUAAACUAACAGCGAUUGUCAGCGAGAACGCACACGCAAUGUCAGUGACACUUCAUACAAAUCUCGGAGACAUCAAGUGCGAGAUCGCUUGUGACGAGGUCCCCAAGACGGCUGAGAAUUUUUUGGCACUAUGUGCCAGCGGCUAUUAUGAUGGGACAGUAUUUCACCGAAACAUAAAAGGUUUUAUGAUCCAAGGUGGAGAUCCAACAGGCACAGGCAAAGGUGGGACCAGUAUAUGGGGCAAAAAGUUCAAUGAUGAAAUAAGAGAAUCUCUCAAGCAUAAUGCACGGGGAAUACUGGCAAUGGCCAAUAGUGGGCCUAAUACUAAUGGAAGUCAGUUCUUUUUAACUUACGCAAAGCAACCUCAUCUGAAUGGAUUGUACACUGUGUUUGGUAAGGUGAUUCAUGGAUUUGAAGUUCUUGAUAUUAUGGAAAAGACUCAAACAGGACCAGGGGAUCGACCUCUUGCAGAGAUCAGGCUAAAUCGUGUGACAAUACAUGCUAACCCACUUGCUGGCUAGACUUAUUUUAUAGCAAAAAACUUGUAUAACUUGUUUCUGCCUAGUAUGCAUUAAUCCGAAUGUGAUGCUGCUAUUGGAUGUGAACUUUGGCUGCCGUCUUGUACUCGUAGAUUUGAACUACCGGUAAAUAACUCUAUUGUUGUUGCCUGCAGAAUUAUGUAUAGCAGGAACUCAUAUAGAUCCUGAAAUUUCCUUUUAAUUGGUGAAUUAUGUAUGACUACUGUUUACUACUUGUCAGGUGGUGAAUCAAUUGCCAAGGGUGUUUUUUUUUUAGACCA